This is a messenger RNA of Achroia grisella, 1035 nucleotides long. RefSeq lists its product as uncharacterized. The annotation marks the transcript as partial. Gene Ontology annotation, biological process: proteolysis. The transcript is spliced from 8 exons. The record is from RefSeq and is a predicted model, not a curated record. Gene Ontology annotation, molecular function: serine-type endopeptidase activity. Lineage: Eukaryota; Metazoa; Arthropoda; Insecta; Lepidoptera; Pyralidae.
AAUGUAUCUAAGUGCCUACUUCUUAUUUAUCUUCAGACAGUGUUGUUUAUAAAAUAUGUACAAGCUGAAAGUAUCUACUGCAUAACAAGCUAUGGGAGGGAACCAUUCAAACCACGAGAUGGUUCGCUACCAUUUCUUGUGUAUUUUCCCUCUCGAUACAGAGGAUUAUGCGUGGGCACACUUGUAUCACGGACUGCUGUCCUGACUGCGGCAGUCUGCGUGACAAACCCGAGCACAGUUACUCUGGAUACUAGACCCAUCAAUGUGGUCACAGCAGCUACGUACCGCCACCCACGGAGAGGAAUCAGAGUGCAGGUUACAAAAAUCCUUAUACCAAAACUUACCAACGUAACUGGAAACAGAGGCUAUCUAAUGCAGAAAUCAGUUGCGAUCUUAUUAUUGAAACACAAAGUGCCUGAUGUGUUAGCUGAAAUUCCUCUCCGGCCUUUGGACAUUGAUUACAAGGGAGAGGUAGUACCAACUCUUCAAGAGGAAUGCAUUAUGCCCGGAUGGCAUUUCUUUUACAGAGGGGAUAAAAUUUAUCCGAUCCAUAGAUUUUUGCUACAGAGAAAUGUGCGAGCGCAGUUUUUAAAUAUAGUCAAAAAGAAUGUAUGGUGCGAAGCAUUAUCUAUCAAGUUUCAGAAUGCGCUCAGUAACAUUGGUUUCUUCGGCUUCCUCGACAAGGGAGGGAGCAUUUGCGUUAGAGAUCCCGACAGGAUAGCUCAGCCAUGUCAUGGAAUGUAUGGAGCACCGCUGAUAUGUCGCGGUAGAGCAGUGGCUAUGUUGAUGGCCCCCGACGCACAAUGGAGCAACUGUACUGGAUAUAGCAAUAUAGUGCAUUUGUUUUCCAGUCGAUACUUGAAGAACUUCAUGACCUGCGUGAGCAGGUUGUUCUCAGACGAGGCAAGAAUCGAUUGGGUUACAAUGAAGAAAUCCAUAUACGAUGACCUCGGGCCUGACCAUUACGACUAUGUACCGGCGGUGUAUGGGAAAUUACUCGAUAGCGACUCUAGUAGUACGUCUGACGAGUUAUAA